This is a messenger RNA of Ornithodoros turicata, 1674 nucleotides long. Its product is annotated as lysosomal protective protein-like. Gene Ontology annotation, biological process: proteolysis. Gene Ontology annotation, molecular function: serine-type carboxypeptidase activity. The record is from RefSeq and is a predicted model, not a curated record. NCBI's taxonomy places the organism in Eukaryota, Metazoa, Arthropoda, Arachnida, Ixodida, Argasidae. The transcript has 11 exons. Bases 151 to 1548 code for a protein of 465 amino acids.
AUAUUGCCUCAAAUAAGCUCUCCCCUCACCGAUAAGGCUGCGUGCUAGUUGUAUCUUUCGACGAUACCGUCACGGGAAGUGUUCUGAAGGUUCUCCGUCCAAAGAGGUGACUGACAUCGAAGGGGCGACCAAAUAACACUAGCUUGAACCAUGAAAGUCCUCUUGCUGCUAACCGCAGUGAUGCACCUCAGUCACUGCGUGGAUUUCGCAGACGAGGUAACGAGGUUACCAGGCCUCACCGAGCCCAUUAAUUUCAAACAAUAUUCGGGCUUCCUACAAGCUGGAGGAACUCGAAAGCUGCACUACUGGUUUGUGGAAAGCCAACAUUCUCCAAAAGAAGACCCUCUCUUGGUAUGGCUGAAUGGAGGACCCGGAUGCAGCUCUAUGAUUGGACUGUUCACGGAGUUGGGUCCGUUUCUAGUUACCGCGGAGAAAACCAAGCUCCGUCUCAACCAGCAUAGCUGGAAUAAGGUGGCUAACGUGUUAUUUCUCGAAGCCCCCGCUGGCGUUGGUUUCUCCUACGACCCUUCCACGCCGCAUCACUACGUGUCUAACGAUGAGGAGACGGCGGACGACAAUUAUCGCGCCCUUCUAGAUUUUUUCCGCAAAUUUCCAGAGUUCCUUUCCAAUGACUUCUACGUCACCGGAGAAAGCUAUGGCGGCGUCUACGUCCCGAUGCUUACACAGCGCGUGCUCAAAGGCGACAAUCACAUCAAGUUGAAGGGGUACGCUGUUGGAAAUGGAUAUUUAGACAACGCUCUUCUUGGUAACGGUCUCAUGUUUUUCGGGUACUACCAUGGCCUCUGGGGACUGGGGUUGUGGAACAAACUGACUCAGCAUUGCUGCAAUGGCAGUGUUUCCCAGCAUUCCUGCCGUUUUACUGGAUCACGCGAUUACCAUUGUACAGAGGCAGUUGAUGAGGCUCUGUACAUAAUAAACGAUGAGGGUCUCAACCCCUACAACUUGUACGGUUGUUGCGAAGGCGGACUUCUAGGACGCGCCGUUCCUCCAAAGACAUCGUACAACUACCACCUGUGGAACAUGAUGAGGAGGAUCCUGGACGUCCCUCCCGGGGUCUCUGGUUCAAGGUGGGGCCAUAGCCUAAAAUGCAGCGUUACAGAAGACGACGAAGUCGCGGACUACCUUAAUCAGCCCGAAGUGAAAGCAGCUAUUCAUGUUGAUGAAUCACCGCUUAACUGGACUUCGUGCAGCGACGUGCUGAGAUACACGGAACAACAUGAUACUAUGAAGACCAUUGUGAAAGAACUGGUCGAUUCGGGAAGACUGAAGACGCUCAUAUACAACGGUGACGUUGACAUGGUCUGCAACUUUCUGGGCGACGAGUGGUUUGUGAACACUUUGGGAUAUAGGCCGACCUCCAGUUACAAGAUCUGGAAACUUCAUAAACAAGUAGCCGGCUUCUUCCAAACAUACGAGGGGAACGUCACCUUUGCAACUGUCAAGGGAUCCGGUCACAUGGUUCCUCAAAACAAGCCAGCGCAAGCUCUGAAGAUGAUCACCAAUUUCCUUACGGACAGUCCGUUUUAAAGCCCAGCGGACUGAACGACGCGGCUUCCUCGUUAUCCCGCGACAAGACACACUACACAAGACUGAAGGAAAUAACAAUAACAACAACAACAAUAAAUGAAGAAGUAAACAUAAUGUUCGAAUACA